CAUACCACGAAGACAUGGCCAAGAAGGCCUCGACUGGCUCCCUGGACCGGUCCGACCUCGUCGACUUCGUGGUCGACGACCGGACGGCCGAUGAGACCAGGGCCAUCUACAACAGCUGGGCGAACAAUUACGAGGAGGACAUGGUACUGCAGAAGUACAAGGCUCCGAGCAUCAUGGCUCACUUCAUCAGCCAGGAACUGCAGAUCAAAAAGGACGCCGUCAUUCUGGACGUCGGAUGUGGAACCGGACUUCUCGGGGUGCAGCUGAAGAACCUCGGCUACAGCUACAUGGAUGCCUUGGACUACAGCGAGGAGAUGAUGAGCGAAGCGAAGAAGAAGGGUAUCUACAAGCGCCACUUCGUCGAGAAGGUCUCCAAGAACAACAAGCUCUCCCUCAGGGACGCUGAGUACGACGUCGUGGCCCUGUGCGGUUGCCUCAUGCCAGGCCACAUCAUGCCGGACGCUCUUCCUGAGGUGGCCAGACUCCUGAAGCCCAACGGCCGUCUGAUGUGGGUCCACCGCACGCUUGACUACUACGAGAGCAAGUCGGAGCAGUUCCUGGAGACGCGCUUCACCGGCACCCUGCAGGCGCUCUGUCGCCAGUUCCGCAUGGAGAUAGUCGUCCGCAAGAAGGUCCAGGAGUACCGGCUCAAGUGCGACGGCCAGAUCUUCGCGCUCAAGAGGAAAUGAAGACGCGCGGUUCCACGAGUCCCCCGCUCCCGUACGCCGCCCUCUCCGUGAUGGCAAGGAGAAAAGUCCCGUUCGCGCAAUUCGAAUACGCUUGACAUGCUGAGCAAGUCGGCUGUGCUUCUGGCAUGAAUUAAAUUUACGCAUUGUAUGACGCACUGUAUGUUUGAAGAACUGGA
Molecule: messenger RNA, 865 nt
Organism: Dermacentor silvarum
Lineage: Eukaryota; Metazoa; Arthropoda; Arachnida; Ixodida; Ixodidae
Product: methyltransferase-like protein 27
Exons: 5
Coding region: 15-689 (224 amino acids)
Source: RefSeq, a predicted model, not a curated record